ACAGAACCUGAAAACAGUCAUUUUAUAUCACCAUGUCUUCUCAAAUCAACCUAAUUGCCAUUAUCAGCCCCAAAGCUGGGAAGGUAGAGAGAGUAGUGGAAUUACUCAAUGGAGUGUCACAAUAUGUCCAUAAAAAUGAGCCUGGGACUACAAGAUAUCAGAUCAACGUAGAGACGAACAAAAAGUCUGGUGUUGAAGAAGUAAUCAUGUUUGAAAGCUACAAGGACAAGGCAGCUCUGGGAACUCAUGGAUCAUCAGAUGCAUUCAAAGCUUUCCAGAAGAUACUCAAAGAUGAGGCUUUAAUUGGAGCCCCGAUGCAGUUAAAGUUCGUGAAAGAGGCUGGGGGUUUUGCUAGGUUGUAAGGAGGGCAAUGACCUUGUUAGAACAGAGGGAAGCCUACAAUGUAACAGAAUGAAUGUUCUCUUUCCGCUGAUCUUCG
Molecule: messenger RNA, 439 nt
Organism: Hyaloscypha bicolor E
Lineage: Eukaryota; Fungi; Ascomycota; Leotiomycetes; Helotiales; Hyaloscyphaceae
Exons: 3
Coding region: 33-362 (109 amino acids)
Source: RefSeq, a predicted model, not a curated record